AUGGGCGGUGGCGGGCGAGCUUCCGGAGCCCUUUGCGCUCCAGCAAGCCCAUGCUGGAGGCCCGGAUGCCGUCAACGCACGACGGACGGGCUCUGCCGCACCCAUGCUGUUGCCAGCGCCGAUGCCGCCAUGGUGUGCACACGCAGCAGACUCAAGCAGACUCAGGCGGCGGAGAGGGAAGGUGGCCGGCGGGCUGCAGCACCGCCAGUGGACGGGCACUGUCUCAACUUCACGGCGCCAGCGAGGCCAUAUAGCGCGGCAUCGUCACUCCACGCGCGCCCCUUUGCCUCUCUGUUCUCCCGCCGCGUCUGCAUCUGUGCCGCCCGCCGUCGCUACAUGUCCCUAGCGCGGCCCGUCAGAGAGCAGCCAGCUUCCUCCCUUGACCGCAUUCCCGGCGGAGCACUGCGCGGCACUGCACCGCCAACAACGCCAUCCCGGCCGCACGACACGCUGCACCGAGCGCGGCGACUCCAGGCAGCAUUGGCAGCAGGCUGGGUGGUGCAGCGCCCCUGGAGAGUGAAGGCGUGCGCUGGGCAUCGACAUCGCGGCGAUCAGCCGGGAGCAGGUCUGGUAGCGAAGAUAUCUUGGGCGGAGACCACGACUCUGGAGCGUGCUGUGGCGUCGGCCGUUGAGCUACUGUGCCCUGCGACAGCCCUCCUGCUGCACCUCGAUCGUCUCGCCGCACUGGACGAGGCCUGCGGCGACGGCUCCACCUGCCCUGCGUCCCCCCGUUGGACCUCUCCCCUCGAGCGCCUCACUGGCCCUCUCUCUCCUCUCUCGCGGCCGCGUCUCUUCCGGCCGCUGUCGAGUCCCCAUCGGCCUCGUCGUUGCUCCACACUGCCGCGCCGACUGAUGCCUCCGCGGGAUCCAUCGUCUCGUCGCCCAUCGCUGUGCUGCUGA
Mytilinidion resinicola is the source of this 900-nucleotide messenger RNA. RefSeq lists its product as uncharacterized. Lineage: Eukaryota; Fungi; Ascomycota; Dothideomycetes; Mytilinidiales; Mytilinidiaceae. The transcript has a single exon. The coding region runs from base 1 to 900 and encodes 299 amino acids. The record is from RefSeq and is a predicted model, not a curated record.